Messenger RNA from Rhagoletis pomonella (apple maggot), 2590 nucleotides. RefSeq lists its product as uncharacterized. Gene Ontology annotation, molecular function: 8-oxo-dGDP phosphatase activity. Bases 186 to 1262 code for a protein of 358 amino acids. The transcript has 5 exons. NCBI's taxonomy places the organism in Eukaryota, Metazoa, Arthropoda, Insecta, Diptera, Tephritidae. The record is from RefSeq and is a predicted model, not a curated record.
UUCAGUCAGUUGUUUUUUAAUGUGUUGGUUGUUCUUUUCGGGACUGCUGACGAAAUUCGUGUUCAAAUAAAUACAAAAUUUUCUUUUGUGUAACUUAUAAAAGAUUUGUGGAAGCAGAAAAAUUAUAUAAAAGGCAUUUCGAAAGUACCGUGAGUGGCGUAGCGGAGAAGCUGGGUUUUUUGGUGAUGGCUUCGACUGAUGUAAAUGUGAAACUGUCUCGUCUCUAUCACUUGGCGCAGAAGUUUAAUAAUUUUUACCUGACAGGUUUUCAAAAGGGUGAGAUACGUCCGUUUCUAGUUGAAGGUGAACAAGUUGGCCUUAUCAAGGCGGAUGUGGUCAAGCAGCUUCAACGCUAUCCCGAAAUAUUUUGUAUACGCAAUUGUGAAUUCACAAAACAGGGUAUCGUUGAGUUAAAUCCUGCAUUCCGUGACUAUGCUGAACGCACAAAGCAAGUCGAUAUAGUAUUACGUGAUUUACGUUCUAAGGGCAUUUUUUCUGCACUCCAAGGUUGGCGUGAUGAGUAUUAUGAAGUUAAAUCGGAAUAUCGAAGUCUAUUGAAAAUGGAUCGUUCGGCCACACCAUUAUUUGGUGUACGCAAAUAUGGUGUCGAUAUUAAUGGCUAUGUACAACAUCCAACGCAGGGUCUUUGUAUUUGGCUACAACAACGUUCCAACACCAAAGAAACAUGGCCCGGCAAGUGGGAUAACAUGGUUGGUGGCGGUCUGUCGGUCGGCUAUGGCAUCAAAGAGACAGCAAUUAAAGAGGCAGCUGAAGAGGCAUCCAUUCCAAGUGAUCUCGUCAAAAAUCUCGUUUCAGCCGGUUGUGUAUCAUUCUUUUUCGAAAGUGAUCAAGGUUUAUUCCCAAAUACGGAAUAUGUAUUUGACUUGGAGCUUCCAUUGGAUUUUGUACCACAAAAUGCUGAUGGUGAAGUGCAAGCAUUCGAAUUGCUGCCAGCCAAAGAGUGUGUGGAACGUGUAUUUACGCCUGAUUUUAAGACAACCAGUUGCCCAGUGGUUAUAGAUUUUUUAAUUAGACAUGGCUAUAUAACGCCUGAAAAUGAAGUACAUUUUACACAAAUCAUUGAGUUAUUACAUGUGCCACUACAGUCGCUCUACACGUACAAGUCACUUUUGGAGCAAAAACAAAAACUCAAACUACAAAAUCAGCCGCUGCCACAGCCGCAACAACAAUCGCAUCUUGCCAAUAAUAUUAAAACCGUUGAAAAUGGACACAAUAACAAAGACGACGCAAUAACCAAUUAACGAGAGAGCGUAGAAAAAUGUGCAAACGUAAAAAUAAUAUGAUAGAGAAAUCUAAUAAAAAUGGGAAAUUUUUGGUAGUAAACGAUAGAAAAAAAAACAGACUGCGUAUUUUACGUUUACGCCCGUAGGUAUUUAUAUACAAUACAACAAUACAUAACGAAUUACGGUAUUUGCUGUUUAUAUAUACAUACAUAUAACUUACUUAUAUACAUAUACAUAUAACAUAUAUAAACAUAGUUUAGAAUAUUUACCGUUCUAUGCAAAUGAACUACGAAUUGCUGCGUGUCCUGCGCGUGGAAAAUGCUAUAAGCUUAGAGAUACGGCACAUUUUUUUCUAACUACCUACCUACGCCACCUAGGCCUCUUCUAAUUUAACUAAUUGCUAGAUUGGAUUCAAUUGCUGACUUAAAAGAGUUAUUCUUUGUUAUGACUAUCCAAUAAAAAUUUAAUUAUAAAAGUAAUUCGUAUAACGAAUACACCGUUUGUAACAAACGACAAGAAAAAUCUUAACGUUACUAAACUUGAAUGUGCGCAUAGAAAUAUUUUCAAAUAUAUGCUAUAUUGAAAGAAAUUUUGUACACGUAAAGAAAGUUGCAAACAUUUCAUUUAAAAUUAAUAAUAAAUAAAAUGAUUCUAAAGGCUAUCGUGAGAAUACAUAAAACAUCAAUUGUUGUUAAAAACUUAGUUGUUCAAGUUAAUUUUAUUUCUUUAAUUAUACUUACUAUAUCAACUUAAAAUAAAUUACUUUUAUUACUUAAAGGCGCUUUGUAAAUUUAUAAUUAUCUCAUUUCUUUUUGUUUACCGAAACACAUAAAAGACAAGCAAUCCAUAUUUUUGCAUUCGUGCACGUGCAAUGUCGAUGAAAUGUAUGUAGUAACUGUAAUUUAUGUAAACAUUUUUGAACAUUUUAACACUGCGUAACAAAUUGAAUAUACUUACAAUAUACGAAAAAAUGUAUACAUACACACAUAUAAUGCACCACAUUUUUUUAAAUGAAAUUUAAAGUAUAAUGAAGGCUUAAUAUUUUAAUCAUAUGUUUAUAAUAUAUUUAAAAAUUUACAUACACAUGCGCAUAUAAUCAUAGGAUGUAAAAAAGCGAAAAAAAAACAAAACUGCAAUUAAUAUACAUAUAUGUAAAUGUAGAUGUUCAUACGUGGCAUAGUACAUAUAAAUAUUAUAUUAUUGUAUUGAUUUAUGCUGCUGAUAUUAGAUAAUAUGUGUAUGUACCAAAGUGCUCAAAACACGUGUUUUUCUGUUGAAAUAUUUUUUAUAAAAUCUUACUUUAGUUAUGAAUUAUGAGUAUAUAUAUAUAUAUAUAUAUAAAAUAA